Messenger RNA from Pyrgilauda ruficollis (rufous-necked snowfinch), 1041 nucleotides. It is a transcript of the gene EMG1, whose product is annotated as EMG1 N1-specific pseudouridine methyltransferase. The record is from RefSeq and is a predicted model, not a curated record. Gene Ontology annotation, molecular function: rRNA (pseudouridine) methyltransferase activity; rRNA binding. Gene Ontology annotation, cellular component: nucleolus; small-subunit processome. Gene Ontology annotation, biological process: rRNA base methylation. The transcript has 7 exons. The coding region runs from base 125 to 829 and encodes 234 amino acids. Lineage: Eukaryota; Metazoa; Chordata; Aves; Passeriformes; Passeridae.
CGGCCGUAGCGCUCCGGAAGCGGGUCCGGCCGGAGCCAGAUAGAGAGCGCGCCCCGGCGCCAUCUUGGGUGGCCGCGGCGGGAAGGGCGGGGCCGGGGCGGGGCCGGCGGGGCCGCGUGACAAAAUGGCGGCGCCCAGGCGGGCACGUGGGGACGCGGCGGAGGAGGAGGAAGAUGAAGGGCGCUCGCUGGGGGCCAAGCGGCCCCGCGGGCAGCGCCGGCUCCUGGUCGUGCUGGAGGGGGCGAGCCUGGAGACCGUGAAGGUGGGGAAGACGUUCGAGCUGCUCAACUGCGACAAGCACAAGGCGCUGCUGCUGCGGAACGGCCGGGACCCCGGGGAGGUGCGGCCUGACAUCACCCACCAGAGUCUCCUGAUGCUGAUGGACAGCCCCCUGAAUCGGGCUGGGCUCCUGCAGGUUUAUAUCCAUACCAAGAAGAAUGUUCUCAUUGAAGUCAAUCCCCAAACCAGAAUCCCAAGGACUUUUGAUCGAUUCUGUGGGCUUAUGGUUCAGCUGCUGCAUAAGCUCAGUGUCAGAGCAGCUGACGGGCCUCAGAAACUGCUGAAGGUGAUUAAAAAUCCAGUCACUGACCACCUGCCCGUGGGCUGUACGAAGAUUGGCACCUCUUUUGCAGUGUCACAGGUGUCAGAUCUGCGUGAGCUGGUUCCUGCAGCAGAGCCAGUUGUCAUUGUGGUCGGAGCUUUUGCCCACGGCUCGGUCAAUGUUGACUAUACAGAAAAGAUGAUCUCCAUCAGCAACUAUCCCCUUUCUGCUGCCCUGACGUGUGCUAAAAUUACUACUGCCUUUGAGGAAGUGUGGGGAGUAGUAUGAGCUUCUGCUGCUACUGCUGUCAGGAUGGACUUGCAUACAGUGACUUCACAUUCUGGAAGGGCUCUUUGACUUGGGUGUGGAGCUGGUGCAGCUUUGGGCUCCUGGAAAACACUUCAACUUCGUCCUUGGAGCUUCUGAAACAAUGAGACUUUAAACGGACUGCCCCACUGACCCUUUUUCCUCCUAUUAAAGGUACCUUUUUUGAGUAAAAA